Molecule: messenger RNA, 1224 nt
Organism: Corticium candelabrum
Lineage: Eukaryota; Metazoa; Porifera; Homoscleromorpha; Homosclerophorida; Plakinidae
Product: solute carrier family 49 member A3-like
Exons: 7
Coding region: 1-1224 (407 amino acids)
Biological process (GO): transmembrane transport
Cellular component (GO): membrane
Molecular function (GO): transmembrane transporter activity
Source: RefSeq, a predicted model, not a curated record
AUGUUACUCGGUGCUUAUUUGUCUGGCGGUGGUGGACUAGUCCGUGCUGUGAGUAUUCUAGGAAGCCAGCCAUCGUAUUCUGUCUUGUUUACUGGACAGUUGAUGGCUGCCGCGGCGGUACCGUUCCUUCUAUGCUGCCCGACGGCACUGGCAUCAAUAUGGUUCGGAGACCAAGAAAGAGCAACCGCAAACCUAGCUUCUAUAGCUCAUCCAUUCGGAAUCGCAGUUGCGAAUUUGGUGUCUCCGUCGCUGGCGACCGAGAAAGAUGGAAUAGCAGCCCAGAUAUGGCUAUACAGUGGUCUCGCAAUGGUCGCAGCUUUCUUGCUAACAUUACUGCUUGCCUUCAUCAACUCAAAGCCACCGUCACCACCUUCGCCUUGUGCAAGAAUCGAAAACAAAGAGAAGUAUACGGAAGAACUAAAAGAGAUGUGCAAGAUCGGAUCAUAUUGGAAUCUUCUCCUGACGUGGGCAGCAGCUUCUGGUGUUUCGAGCUCACUGCAAACAUUAGUAGACGUUGUAAUGUGUCCUGAAGGCAUUAGCAAUAAAUUCACUGGCAUCUGUGGAGCAAUCAUUACAUUUCUAGGCAUACCAGGUGCUGCAAUCAGCACCAUUUUUGUGGACAAAACUAGAAGAUUCAAUAUUAUGGCAAAAGCUUGCUUUCUAGGACAUUCUCUGUUUGCAAUCGCCUUUGCUACCAUGUUAACCACCAGAAAUUCUGAGAUUCUAGUUGCAUUCAGCCUAGGAUUACUGACAUCAUCUGCUAUGAUACUGAUGCCAGUCAGCUUUGAACUUGGAGUUGAGACAUCAUUUCCAUUGUCUGAGGCAACAAAUUCAGCAGUUCUGUGGACAACAAGGCAAACAGUGAGCCUCGUUUUCUUCUUCAUUGGUCAAAUUCCUCCCUUCACACACAAGAACGACAUUCCUUUGAACUUCACUUACUCAGGUACGUGCACCACAUUUGCACCUCACAACGAAACUGUUUACUUCCAUGAGGCACCACCAGCAGACAUCACCAAUGGUGUCUGGUUACAAGUCGGAGUGAUAUGUUUCACAACAUUUAUCUUCAUACUAAAAUUUAACACAAACUACCGGCGCAUAGAAAAAGAGAAGGCUAUCAUUGAAGCAAGUGUGUGCACCACGUAUGAGGACACUAGUGUCACAGACAAUGAUAUUGUCUACAAUGGUAGUAAUAUCACAUUGCCCUUUGCCUCGAUAAAUAUGUAA